ACCAAUAAGCGAGCUGCUCCUUCGUACAGAGCAGCAUCGGCAUCGCUCUCCUCAGCGGCAGUUUUGCUCUAGAGAAGUCGGGACAAUUUCUCAAAGAGCUUCUUAUUGCGCUCAGAACUGCAUCCAAGAAGAGAGCUCCGGGAAUUAUACAAUUUAUUCGAAGAAGGCGAGUCGGGCCAAUCUCUGUCCCUUGAUUUUACAGCGCUCUGGCAAAGAUGAAUUUAGGCUCCGUUCUUAUACUGACGUGCACCUUAGUUGUGGACACAUCUUGGGCGACCAAGGCAGACCAACCACCUAAACCCCCAUGCAGACCAGGCUUUUCCGAGAGCUUCUACACAGUCUUUGUCUCUAGGGAUCUACUGCAAGGCCAGAACAUUCUCAAAGACACCACCCUGUCGAGUGAACGUGUGAAGUUUGACGACUGUCAGCACAGCAAGGCUGUGGACUUCGAGAGCAGUGACCCUAACUUCAGUGUGCGUCCUGACGGCUCGGUGUACGCGGAGCAGGAGGUGGCCAACCUGUCUGAUCCAGUCCAGUUCAUGGUGACCGCCCGCGGAGGUCAUGACCCUCAUAUCUGGGAGACCACGGUCAAGCUGGCCUUGGCUGGCCACCCGCCUUCUGUUCCUGUGAGUCAGAUUGGAGUGGAGGAUAUGAUUGCAAGGGCCUGGGACUCUAAUCCCAGGGUUAUCAAGUUUCCACGGAAACAUCAAAGAAGCUCUUCUGCCAAUGGUCUGAGACGACAGAAGCGAGACUGGGUCAUCCCACCAAUCAAUGUGCCCGAAAACUCUAGAGGACCCUUCCCACAAAUGCUUGUCAGAAUCCGCUCAGACCAGGACCUGGAGAAAGGGAUCCGCUACAGCAUCACUGGAGCAGGGGCGGACCAGCCUCCCAUUGACGUGUACAACAUUGACCCUGUGCACGGCAAGAUGUUUGUCACCAGACCCCUGGACAGAGAGGAGAGGGCCUCCUACCAUCUGCGGGCCCAUGCUGUGGACAUGAAUGGGAACAAGGUGGAAAGCCCCAUAGACCUGUACAUCUACGUCAUCGACAUGAAUGACAACCGACCAGAGUUCCAGAACCAGGUCUACAACGGCUCUGUGGCUGAAGGCUCUAAACCAGGCACGUUAGUGAUGCAGGUGACCGCCAACGACUCAGAUGACGACACCACAGCCAAUGGGAUGGUGCGGUACCGGAUCCUAUCCCAGACCCCCCACAUGCCAAUCCCCAAUAUGUUCACCAUCAACAGCGAGACGGGAGACAUCUUCACGGUUGCCGCCGGCUUGGACAGGGAGAAAGUGUCCCAGUACACCAUCAUCGUCCAGGCCACGGACAUGGAGGGGAACCUGAACUUUGGCCUGUCCAACACGGCCACCGCCCUCAUCUCUGUGACCGACAUCAACGACAACCCUCCCGAGCUGACCGCCAGGACGUUUUCGGGGGAGGUCCCAGAGAACAGGGUGAAUGUGGUGGUGGCCAAUCUGACAGUGAUUGACAGGGAUCAGCCUCACAGCCCCAACUGGGCUGCCCAGUACCGCAUCGCCAGCGGAGACCCCCAGGGUCACUUCCUCAUCCGCACCAACCCUGUCAACAAUGACGGCAUGGUCACUGUGGUCAAGCCAGUGGACUAUGAGCAGAACAGGGCCUUCAUGCUGACAGUGAUAGUCUCUAACAAGGCCCCUCUGGCCAGUGGGAUCCAGUCUUCUCUCCAGUCUUCAGCGGGGGUCACCAUCUCCGUACAGGAUGUCAACGAACCCCCUGUCUUCCCUUCCAACCCCAAGUCCAUCCGCUUCGAGGAGGGGGUUCCUGCAGGCACCACACUCACCGUGUUUGCUGCCCAAGACCCUGACCUCUUCAUCCAUCAGACUGUCCGGUACUCAAAGCUGUCUGACCCAGCUAACUGGUUGAGGAUCAACAGGACCAACGGUCAGAUCACCACCAUGGCCGUGCUGGACAGGGAAUCCAUGUAUGUCAGGAACAACAUCUAUGAGGCCACCUUCCUGGCUGCCGACAAUGGCUCUCCCCCUGCCAGUGGGACAGGCACCCUACAGAUACAUCUGAUAGAUGUGAAUGACAACGCUCCAGUGCUGUUGCCCAAGGAGGCCCAGGUGUGUGAACGGGCCAGCCCCCGCUCCAGGGUCAACAUCACAGCCUCCGACGCCGACGCUGACCCUCACGUGGGGCCUUUUGUGUUCGAGCUGCCCUCCUACCCCCCUAGCGUCCGACGCAACUGGACCGCCUCCCGCAUAAGCGGUGACUAUGCCCAGCUAAGACUGAGGAUUCCCUACCUGGAUGCAGGGGUGUAUGAUGUUCCCAUCAUAGUGUCGGACUCUGGGAACCCGCCCCUCUCUAACAGGUCUAUGAUAAAGGUCAAGGUGUGUCCGUGUGAUGACAACGGAGACUGUACUACCACCGGAGCUGUAGCUGCCGCUGGACUGGGGACCGGAGCGAUCAUAGCCAUACUCAUCUGUAUCAUCAUACUGCUUACAAUGGUACUGGUGUUUGUGAUGUGGAUGAAGCGGAGGGAGAAGGAGCGUCAGGCCAAGCCCCUGUUGAUUGACCCAGAGGACGACGUCAGAGACAACAUCCUGAAAUACGAUGAGGAGGGAGGAGGAGAGGAGGACCAGGACUAUGACCUAAGCCAACUGCAGCAGCCCGAGGCUCUGGACCACAUCAUCUGUAAACCAACGGGGGUGCGCAGGGUGGACGAGAGGCCUGUCAUCGCUGAGUCCCAGUACCCCAUCAGACCUAGCCUGCCUCAUCCCGGAGAUAUUGGAGACUUCAUCAACGACGGUCUGAGGGCAGCAGACAACGACCCCACAGCCCCGCCCUAUGACUCCCUGCUGGUGUUUGACUAUGAGGGCAGCGGCUCCACGGCCGGCUCUGUCAGCUCCCUCAACUCCUCAAGCUCAGGGGACCAGGACUACGACUACCUCAACGACUGGGGCCCCCGCUUCAAGAAGCUGGCUGACCUCUACGGUGGAGGAGACGACGACUGAGAAAGGGGUGGGGUA
This is a messenger RNA of Oncorhynchus masou masou (cherry salmon), 3011 nucleotides long. RefSeq names its product cadherin-4-like. Gene Ontology annotation, cellular component: catenin complex; plasma membrane; adherens junction. The transcript has 17 exons. Gene Ontology annotation, molecular function: calcium ion binding; cadherin binding. Bases 216 to 2996 code for a protein of 926 amino acids. Gene Ontology annotation, biological process: cell morphogenesis; cell-cell junction assembly; homophilic cell-cell adhesion. Lineage: Eukaryota; Metazoa; Chordata; Actinopteri; Salmoniformes; Salmonidae. The record is from RefSeq and is a predicted model, not a curated record.